Messenger RNA from Nasonia vitripennis (jewel wasp), 1331 nucleotides. RefSeq lists its product as uncharacterized. The transcript is spliced from 2 exons. Lineage: Eukaryota; Metazoa; Arthropoda; Insecta; Hymenoptera; Pteromalidae. The coding region runs from base 820 to 1266 and encodes 148 amino acids. The record is from RefSeq and is a predicted model, not a curated record.
GAUGCGAUAUUUGUGUGGGGCCCGGUUGACAAUGCAAAAAACCAAUUUUCGCCUGGCUCUUAUAUGGCCGAAACAAAGUCUCGUGGAAUUCGACACUCAUCAGAAUUUGCGAUUGGAAUAACAAGCGAAGCCUGGCCUACUUCGAAAAGAACACCGGCUCUUUUGUUUACUGCGAUUGGCACGGUUAUGCUUAGUAAAUGUAGAUCGGGUGAUAAUUACUCUUUAAAAAAAAUUUAUCGAAACCCAGAAUAUUGCGCAAGCUCCAACAGCACGUGCGAACAAUUCCCCGCUCGAGCAUACGCAUAAUCGGGAUAAUCGGGUCACUAGCGCGUAAUCUGCAGUCGUUAGGCAAUAUUAUAGCCGACUCGCGAAAACCGCUGACCUGGUCCUCGAGCGAUGCGUCUCAGCCGUAGUCGUUCCCGUCUCGCAGCUCUGCGCUCGGUCAGCUCCUUCUUGAAGCAAUUCAGCCGCAACUCGAACACUCGGCGAAUGUGGCCUCGCACGAUUUCCAGCUCCUCUCGACGCGAUUGCGCCGCUUUCGACAGGAAUUCCAUCACGCUCUUUCUCGCGCACACCUGCGUUCAUGCACACGAUUACGCUAUGCUUAUUUUUUGCUGUCUCUGGACAAUAAUUUAUAAACAAAAAAAAAAAAAAGCGCGAGACCUCGUAGCCCUUGGGCGGAUGAUACUUGUAGCAGUCGAGGUCGAGGCCGGCCCGGUUGGGCCGGGGUAGAGCGAAGAGGAGCAGCAGAGUUAGGAAGCAGCCGGAAGGCAGAAAACGCGCCGCCGCCGGCGACAUUUUCGCGCGCAAGGCGGAAGAAUGAGUACAACACGACUGAUCCGAUCAGCCGAAAUUUUCGUCCGAGUCGCUGCAGUUUCGAAAGCGACGCGUGUGUGUGUGUGCCGCCGCGCGAUGACCCGAAUUACGAUCGCGAGAAUCUGCUGCUGCUGCUGCCUCCUCCUGCUGCUGAUCUACCGAUCGGCACUAGCGGCGCCGCUGGUGGAGAGCUAUCCCCGAGGGGCUAAUAAUUACGCCGGACGGCAGAGAGCACCGCGGAGGGAUUACUACGGCGAGACGAGUCCGUUCGGUUACCUGGCCAGCAAGGCGAUGGGGGCCUUCGUGAGGGUCGCCUCGUUCAUGUUCCAGUGGAUGCCGAGCUUCUGGAGGCCGGCCAAGAGCAGCUUCCGCUUCCUCAAGAGCAACAACGAUCCGAGGCCGAUGAGAUACGAGGAGUACGACUUUUUCGACGCCGACGCUUACCGAUGAUGAUGAUGUUCUUCCUUGUUGUUGUUGCUUGUUGAAUAAAUACAUACGCUCUUUUUUACCCACAA